AGCAAUGGGAGGAGUCGCAGAGCUCAGUCCUCCUCCAGGAGUCUCCACACAGCAGCCGCAUACUCGGACAGCUCCAGGAAGCUUCUGGAUCAUUUGUGGAGGCCAUCUUCAUGAGCGCAACAUCUGACAUGGUGGCAGGGGACACCGCUGGAGAUGUGUUGAACUGCAGCAGCUUCUGGAGUGCCUGUCGGCUCUUGGCCUGCUCAUUGCAAGUGCCACAGAUGAGGACUCGCUCGAGCUUCACAUGGUGCGGCUGGAACUGGAGGAUGUGGAGAAGCAGAUCCGCGGCCUACUCGACAAGCAGGCCCAGCUGCUGGAGCGACAAACUGCGCUGGAAACAUCUUGUGCCUCUGCCCACAUAUCCAAGGUAAGCACACAGCGUGGUAUUUCCACUCCCAGCCCCUCUACGCUGUGUGUUUCUCUGUGCAGGGACCGUGCACCUAGGACUUUCCCAGCCGUGGUCUCCGUCACGCCGGCGCCAACACACCUCGGGCCUUGGGUAAACCAGCGGCGAAAGGCGCAGGCUGGACCCUCUCCACCUCCGGUGUUCGAGAUUCCAACCAGGAACCGCUUCGCCCCUCUCCGCCAGACCAGACCCAACGCUGUGAUCCUCGGGGACUCCAUUGUGCGGAACGUCCGUGUAGCCUCAUCUAAAGGUAAGGUGCGCACACACUGUUUUUCUGGUGCUUGUGUCCUUGAUGUCGCUGCGCAGGUAUCCGGGAUCCUGAAGAAGGACGAGCGCAUUGGAGCGGUUGUGCUGCACGCGGGGACGAACGACACCAGGCUGCGGCAGACGGAGGUUCUGAAGAGGGACUUCUCCAGCCUGAUUGAGACGGUACGAGGCAGAUCACCCACGGCGAAGAUCAUCGUCUCUGGACCUCUUCCCACAUACAGACGUGGAGCAGAAAAGUUCAGUAGACUUCUAGCAUUAAAUGAUUGGUUAGUCUCUUGGUGUAAUGAGCAGAAUCUGGUGUUUGUCAAUAACUGGAAUCUGUUCUGGGAGCGUCCUAGGUUGUUUCGUCCUGAUGGCCUGCACCCCAGCAGCCUUGGAGCGGAACUGCUUUCAGACAACAUUUCCAAGGCGCUACACUCCAAGUGACUGCCUACCGUAAGUACAUCUUCCAAUAAUAACAUUCAGUAUAAUCAACGUUCAAUUAAAAAUCCGGCAAAGGUAAUACAUACUAUAGAGACUGUGUCUGUUCCCCGAGCUAUACAAAUAUAUAGAAAAUCUCGGAAAGUCUA
Molecule: messenger RNA, 1242 nt
Organism: Ictalurus punctatus (channel catfish)
Lineage: Eukaryota; Metazoa; Chordata; Actinopteri; Siluriformes; Ictaluridae
Exons: 2
Coding region: 245-1099 (284 amino acids)
Source: RefSeq, a predicted model, not a curated record